This is a messenger RNA of Rhinichthys klamathensis goyatoka, 815 nucleotides long. RefSeq lists its product as uncharacterized. The transcript has 5 exons. NCBI's taxonomy places the organism in Eukaryota, Metazoa, Chordata, Actinopteri, Cypriniformes, Leuciscidae. The coding region runs from base 63 to 743 and encodes 226 amino acids. The record is from RefSeq and is a predicted model, not a curated record.
GUCUGAACCUGUUUUGUGGCUGCGAGGACAGUCGACUGUGUAGGCCUAUGGAAAAUUUUUAAAUGAUGAAAAGCGAUUACAGGUGUUCCUUGACGUUUCUGGCAUUUUUGUGUAUGUUAAAAGCAUGUGAACUGUGCUUUGUUCGAGCAAGUCGUGCAUCCAAGUUUGUUCCAGAGGGAAGCAGUCUCGAGUUGAGCUGUGAAGUGCAACACUGUGGGGUCCUUAGCUGGACUGGAGGAUGGGUUUUCCAGGAAUGGCAGAGCACAGGAUUUACUCGCCUCACUCCCUCCGAACGAAUCAAGCUGUCUAAUUACAGCUCAACAGCCAAUAGCACACAUCUGUUAGUCCACAUUCACAACAUCAACCAGUCAGAUGCUGGACCAUACAAGUGCAUGAUAACCUGGUCUCAGAAGAACUUAACAAGCAAUGGGCAUGUGACAUAUGUUAAUGUGACUGCAGCAUCAGUAGACUCAUCGGGAAGAAACCUCUCUCAUAGAGUUCUGCUAUGCCUUAGUGCCUCAAUGUGCUUUCCUCUUGUUCUGGGAUUAGUUUGGUGUCUGACCCGGGAUCAUCCACCACCACCCCCUGUCCCGCCUCGCUCCUACACUUCCUUUGCAGCUAGAGUGAAACCAAAAAAGGAAUUGGUGUAUGCAGAAGUUGCAUUGAAAAAUUCAAGACGGCAGAAUGAUUGUCCAAAACAAGUGCCUGAGCCAACUGUUUACUCCUCUGUGCAUUUCUCCUGAACAGAAAGACUUCAUCUUGCAUUUCUAUCUCGCAUGUGGCUGUGGGUAUUUUUGAAUACCAGAACAAACAUG